Triticum urartu is the source of this 3840-nucleotide messenger RNA. The record is from RefSeq and is a predicted model, not a curated record. Lineage: Eukaryota; Viridiplantae; Streptophyta; Magnoliopsida; Poales; Poaceae.
CACAACAAAAAAAAAACCCAGCCAUUUCCCCCCUCGGUUCACGCUCCUCUUGGCCGCCUCCCACCUAGGGUUAGCUCAGCCGCCGCCGCGUCCAACCCCGCCGCCGGCCAGCCCGUCCGCCCCGAGCGCGCCCCGCCCCCCCUCCCCCACCCCAUUGUCCUCUCCGUCCCUCCCGUCCGUCGGUCCGCUCCGAAUCAUCCGCCGCCGGCUGCAUCAACCCCGUCCUGCCGGCCGACGGCUCCCUCCGACGACAUACUCGCCAAGGAGCCGACGACGAGCAGCUCCUCCUUAGCUCGUCAAUCACCUCGGCUAGGAGCUCCGGUCGACCUGCAUCUUGGACGGACAGGCAGCACCUCCGAACAGUAGUUCCAUCACCACACAACCACCAUGGAGGGGCAGCAGCAGGGGCAACAGCAGGGCCAGCAGCAGGGGCAACAGGAAGGCCAGCAGCUGGAGGGGCAACAGGAGGGCCAGCAGCAGGAGUGGCGCCAACAAUGGGAAGAGUGGUGGUUGCUGUGGCAGGGGCAUUGGCAAGUGCAGUGGCUGGAGUGGCAGAGUCAAUGGCAAGAGUGGUGGCAGCAGUUGCAGCUGCCGUUGCAGCAGCAGUGGGAGAACUGGCUGUUGCACUGGCAUCAACACUUUGAGCAGUGGCAGAACCUGUGGUACGAGCAAUGGCAGCAAUGGGAGCAGCGGUGCCAGGCGCAACAACAUCAACAAUGGUGGGAGUGGCCGCAGGACCAGUGGCAACAACAAUUGCAGCACGAAUGGCAACAGUGGCAGCAGCAUGGGGAAUGGCAGUGGCGGCUGUGGCUACAACAGGUUCAGUGGCAGCAGCAGGAGGUGCAGGGGCAGGGGCAGCAGCAACAGGGGCAGGGGCAGCAGCAACAGGGGCAGGGGCAGGAGCCGUGGGAGCUACGUCUGCAGUUUCAACAAUGGCAGCCUCAUUGGCGGCAGCAGUGGCACAUGUGGCAUCAAGACUGGCAGCAGCAGUGGCGUCAAUGGCAACAGGGCCAACAGCAAUGGCGGGAGCAGCGACAAUGGCAGUGGCGGCAGUGGCAGAAGGAUGAGCGGUGGCAGGAGCAGGAGCGGUGGCUGCGCCACCGGCUAACCAUCAAUAUGCAUUUGAUACCUGUGUCCUAUGCUUUGAGUUUCAAGCCACUCACCACUUCUCUUGUAUUCGAAGACAAAGAGGGCGCUAAAAUCCCUAUGCUCGAGAAUACAACCUUCGGCAAUUUAGUUGCCGACGGCUUUGUUAAUGAGAUAAUUGCGGCACAUCGUCGGAACCUGAGCUGGGCUGGUGAUUUCUGCGAGGAUGAUUUAUUUGUAUCUGAGGGCGAGCAUUUUGUUACCAUUGCUAAAGAACCAACGAAGUCAGCAACAGAUGAUAACCAGUUUCUGGAUUUAAUUCAGAUAACAAAUUGGUUUGCUGAUAAGUAUACUGAGAAUCAAAUGGUGCCGUCUUAUUUUGAAGAGUUUGUUGACAGAGUAUAUAAAAUACCAAGUUGGCAAAAUCAAUGUGAUCGAUCAGCAAGCUUAUGGGUGCUUAGUAACCACCCUUUCUUUAUGGGAGAAGAAAAAUGGAGGUUAUUUGUAGAGGAAUACUAUAAAUGGUACACUCAAGUUAAUGUGGUAUCGCGGGAUGAGAUUCUUAAGAAAGCUAAUUGUGAUAUAUGUCUGAAUUGGCAUUUGGCUACAGUGCGCGAUAACAGUCUUCUGCAAAUGGUGUACUGGAAUGGAAGAGAGAACUUGUGUCCAUCAUCUUACUUUACUAAAGGCUGCAAAGUUCCUCGGCGGACGGCUAGCGAUGCUGAAAUAUUCCGGUUCACCCAAGAAGAUGGGUAUUUAGCAGUUUUCCAGCGGACGUUUUAUGUUCACGGGCUACAUAUUCUUGGGGUGCAUUGAAACUUCAUUACAAUUGUGGAAUCCUAGUGCUUAUCCUGACAUGUGUUUGUUUUCUGCAGGCUCGUUGGUCAUUGAGAGAACUGGCACUUUAUAUUGCAUAUAUUUUCAAACAUUUUCUGCCACGUUUUAUUGAAAGGAUUUACGCCAACUCUCAUGAACAUCAUCUCGGAGGUCUGCUUCCCGGAGGCAUAUUCGAGGAAAACUGUACGAAGUGGCAGCCUAAUUUGAGCUAAUGAUAUCCAAGCACCAAAAGACUAGUAUGGUAGCAGCGAUGAUGCUAAGGAUGAAUGGAGACUUACUGCUGUUUACUGAAAAAGGCUUUCACCCCGCUUUAUAUAUAAAGCAACGAUCAUCGACUUGCUGCUGUUUGAACAAUGCUUCCAGUCUCAGUUGGACGCUCAUUGCUGUUUGCCAUCCGUCAGCUGCCGGUAUCAGGUGGACUGAAGUUCGACGGUAAAUGACAGUUCAAAGAUGAUGGCUGGACUUCCUUUUCGCAAUAGAGGAUCGUGAUAUGGUGGUUGAGCCUAUGUCAGCCACUGGUUCCACUCAGCCGAGAAGGCCAGGCAUAAGGUCUUCACCUUCAGCAUCCAGUAAGAGUGUUACGGCUUGCAAUUUAGGUUCUAGUUCCAGAUCAGCUGCCCUGCCACCACUAGCACCACAAGCAGACAGGGCUGCAAACCCUUAACGGUUCGAUGCACGGACUAUACAUUUCUCCGUAAAUGCCUGUGUACUGGUUGUUGCUGGUCUCUGGGGACGCUUCCAAUCUUGUCAAAACAUCUUGCAGACAGAGCUUGCAAGCUUUUGUUGCUGGGAACAGUCCUCUCGUCAGGAUAUAUUCUUCAUACAGUACUUACUAUGGGGUGCCAGCGCAACAUCAUUCCGACAUUCAGACAUUACGGCUUCCUCCCACACAUCAAACACUGUCUCUGCCAAUGUAACCAUGCGUGCGUCCCUUGCUUCCUGGAGUAUUACUGCUGUCUACGGGCCUCAGUCCGAUGCGGAUAAAUUUGCCUCCAUCCAAGAGAUCAAACAACUAAAGGCCUCCAUGCUGCCUUCUUUGGCUGCUGCUGGGGGACUUCAAUAUCAUGUAAAGCUGAGGACUAAAGCAAUGCUAGUAUCAACAGGAGCUGCUUAACAAUUUCUGGGCAGUUCUCAGCGCAAUUGAGGUCUCUGAACUCCACACGGUCGAUGGUUUACUUGGGUCAGCACCUGUCAGUCGCAAACAAGGACGAAGAUUGAUCACGUUUUCUGCCCCGCUGACUGGAAUCUUAUGUUCCCACAAUGUCACUUGAGAGGCAUCUCCUCCUCUGGCUCCGAUCACUGUGCCAUGGUGCUCUCUGGCCCAUUGCUGCAUGGUGAUGCCAUGUGGAUGCUCCACCAGAAACUUGUUCGUCUGGGCAAAGCUUUGUGGGUAUGGAGCAGAACAAAGGUGGGCAACAUUGCUCUGUUCACUGCGGUGUCCGAGCAGCUUAUCCUGGGCCUGGACUAUGCCCAAGAUCACUGUGACCUCACUAUUGCAGAAUUAAGUCUGAGGAUCUUCCUUCAGAACAAGUUGUUGGACCUUGCUGCAAUUCACAGGGUCAGGAUCAGGCAGUGUUCUUGGCUGCUAUGGGUGCGCCCUGGAGAGGUCAACGCAAAACUUUUCCACAUCAAGGCCAAUGGUCGCCGAUGACGUAAUUUCAUAAUCGCCCAAGGUCAUUUCACUUUGCAGAAAGACAAGCAAGCUGAGCUUCUUCGACAACUGCAAGAGAUAUGGAUGUCACAAGGCAAAUUCUAUGUGCUUUUGGUGAUGCUAGUGGUCUUCAGGCCAAUCAGGCCAAGAGUGGAAUCCUAUCAUAUCCUCUAUCUUGUCAUCCCCACUAUUUAUUUAUCUUAGCAUUCAUAAUGACAUGCCAUCAUUUUAUUCCUUUUAAUUUUUAAGCGAUUCUUUUGUUGUCC